UCAACCCUAACUAAAAACAGCGUGAAAUUUGAGAAAAAUAUUUGGGGGAAAAGUGUAAUUACCCAUUUCAGAAUUUGCCCUCGGCCGAAACCGAUGACCUUGCUUGGAUCGUCUUCUCUCUUCUCAAUCUCGUCUCUGAACCAAGUCCGCCAUUGACGCGGCUCCUCCGAGUUCCGCCCCCCAAUUUUCCGAUCCGAGAAAAUGUUGUUUGGUUAGAAAACGAAAGAAAAAGCAGAAGAAAAAACUCAAGAACAAGAUGAGGUCUUCUUCUUCAGGAAGAAUCAACAUCGCCUCAAGUGCUCAGAGGCUCGAUGUCGACAAUCGAAUCUCUCUCCGAUACUACUUUCGGAUUGCUGAUAAUAUCCUCAAACAGGCUGACAUCUUCCGAGAAGAGGACAACAUUAUAGAUCUAUAUGUCAUGCUUCUAAGGUUUUCAAGUCUGGUCACUGAGACAAUACCAUGCCAUCGAGAAUAUAGAGCAUUUCCACAAACCAAUAAAUCUUAUUUGAAGAAGAGAUUAUUGAAUGCCAUGGGUGAACUGGAGACACUGAAGCCAAAAGUGCAAAAUAAGAUUGACGAGUUAAACAGAAAACAUACAUAUCAAGCAAAUGGAUGGGGUCAUCUUCCUCAAAACAGUUCAUUUGAUUCUUCACUGGAGUGGCCUCCUAUCAAAAAGCAAAGCAUUACUAGUUAUGCUAUAACAAAGACACCACGCCUUGCUGCUCAAGAAUAUGUGUAUCAAGGUUCAAGGCCUCAGCAGUAUUCACUUGCCAAGCCGGUAGAAGAUCAAUUUCGCAGAUUUUCACUAACCAUUCCCCGUCCAAAGGAGGAAACUCUUUCAAGACAUUCUAUUUUGGGUCCAACUGGGCUCCACGGGCAGUGGCAACCUCCUAGUAGUGAUAAAAGGGUCCAAUAUCCAAUAAAUAUAGACUUCACUCCUGUUGAAAUUCCAAGGGAAAACAGCCUGCAGCAAGCCCCAGAAAAUGGAGUGUUGACCGAAAAAGUCUCUAACAACUCAGAACCCGAAAGAUCAAGUGUGGAAGCAAUUCUUCCUUUAAAUGAUGAUAAUAAGAUGCAUCAUGCUGAGGAACCUGGCUCCUUGAUUUCCUUUGAACCAAUUGAAAUGCCUUUGCAAACAAAUAUUAUCAGACAGCCUUCUCCUCCUCCUGUUUUAGCAGAAGUACAAGAUUUGAUUCCUGCUUCACCAGCAGUUACUGAGACACUAUAUGGAAUGGAUAAUUCCUUGCCUGAUGGUUUAGCGUCUUCAGAAUCUCCAUUGCAAUUGCACAUUUCAACAAAAUUGAUGGAUAGCUUCAUGAAGAUGGCGAAGUCAAAUACAGACAAAAAUUUAGAAACUUGUGGUGUUCUUGCAGGUUCACUUAAAAACCGGAAAUUUUAUGUGACGGCACUUAUCAUUCCGAAGCAAGAAUCAACAUCAGAUUCGUGUCAAACCACAAAUGAAGAGGAAAUAUUUGAAGUGCAGGAUAAACAAUCUCUUUUUCCCCUUGGGUGGAUUCAUACACAUCCUACGCAGUCUUGUUUCAUGUCCUCAAUUGAUGUUCACACUCAUUAUUCAUAUCAGAUUAUGUUGCCAGAAGCUAUUGCAAUUGUUAUGGCACCAAGAGAUAGUUCAAAAACCCAUGGUAUUUUCCGGUUAACCACUCCAGGUGGCAUGGGAGUUAUAAGACAAUGUCCGCGGCGCGGCUUUCAUCCACAUGACCCACCUCCAGAUGGUGGGCCAAUUUACAAACAAUGUACAGAUGUGUAUAUGAAUCCUGACAUAAAGUUCGAUGUUAUUGAUCUACGGUGACUACGGUCACCACAAACAUUUGGGUACCGAUCCACAAACAUAUUGUUUCGGCUACCAUGCGAGUGUAAUUAUCAGCAUUACAAAUGAAAUUGGUCUAUGAGACCUCAAUACUUUCUGUAAAAGGGGGAAAGAUUGGUAGCCUGCUUUAUAUGUCAUUCAGUCGUAAAUUGGAAUUUUCAUUUUGAUUUGAUCAA
Messenger RNA from Camellia sinensis, 2004 nucleotides. It is a transcript of the gene AMSH1, whose product is annotated as associated molecule with the SH3 domain of STAM 1. Gene Ontology annotation, cellular component: membrane; endosome. The record is from RefSeq and is a predicted model, not a curated record. Gene Ontology annotation, biological process: protein K63-linked deubiquitination; protein K48-linked deubiquitination. NCBI's taxonomy places the organism in Eukaryota, Viridiplantae, Streptophyta, Magnoliopsida, Ericales, Theaceae. Gene Ontology annotation, molecular function: protein binding; K63-linked deubiquitinase activity; metal-dependent deubiquitinase activity.